AUGAUUUACCUCGUCUUGUCAUUCUCAAAACAAUUAUCUGUUGAGCGGCAAAGUGGCCAAGAGUCUGACUUACAGAUUUACAAUCGCUCGCAUAAUCGCCGUGUUGUCUCUCAACGUGCUUUGCUCUGGAUCCCAGGAGCCCAUAUCUGUAUUGAGCUCCGCGUGCUCUCCUGGUCAAGGAGCAGCAAAUGGCAGGCAACGUAUGGCAAGGAGGAAAAUACUGAGACAAAUUGGCUUACGUCCAGAAACAGAAACUACGGUAAACCAGAACAAUCGCAAAACAUUCCCUUUGGCAUGUGCCCUUCGAAGCCCAACUCCAACAUCAGAACCUCACGAAACCAAGAAACUCCUAGUUUGAUCCAUUUGUCACCCGCGGCCGCUCCGUUCGGAUCCUGUCUGCUAUCCAGGACCGAUAACCGCAUGCACCAUGUUACCCUUAAACCCUCCGUUUGGUACUAUUUCCUAGCCAGCGCCACCUGGCGAGAAAGCAUGAGGUCGCCAGCGUACAAGUCCGAGGACAAGGAAAAGCACAGAGAAGAAAAUACGAGAAACAAACUGCAAAACAGAGGAGUAGUCGUGACUCAGCGGUUGUGCGGAGCCGAUAAGUGGUGUUGA
Colletotrichum lupini is the source of this 615-nucleotide messenger RNA. RefSeq lists its product as uncharacterized. The transcript has 5 exons. The coding region runs from base 1 to 615 and encodes 204 amino acids. The record is from RefSeq and is a predicted model, not a curated record. NCBI's taxonomy places the organism in Eukaryota, Fungi, Ascomycota, Sordariomycetes, Glomerellales, Glomerellaceae.